UUGUUGUCAAAUCAUACACCAAAAAUGUCAAGCUUAUAAAAAAAAAAAAAAAAAAAUCUAACUCAAAUUUAAUUUUCUCUUCUUUCUUCUUCAUCCACAUUCCAUUUUAUUUUACUUUUGCCUCUUACAAGCCAUGCGUCGUUUGGAACCAUACCCAUAUUAUCCACUGGCUUCAAGGAUAACAAUUUUGGCACACAUUUUUGGUGUUAUAGCUAUGAUUCUUAUGUUUGUUUGGCUGCUGCAUUAUCGUGAAGGCGUUGAUCUUGAUUCAUACGAUCCUGAUAAGAUAUUUAAUGUUCACCCACUUUUGAUGUACUUAGGAGUGAUUUUCUUGUCUGGCGAAGCACUGAUGGCAUACAAGACUGUGAGAGGAGACAGACAAGGGAAGAAAUCAGUUCACUUUUUACUUCAUUUAGCUGCAAUUAUUCUUGGGAUCGUUGGGAUACAUGCUGCAUUCAAGUAUCAUGAUGGAAGAAAUUUAACAGACAUGUAUAGCUUUCACUCUUGGAUAGGCAUUGGAACCUUCUGCCUAUACAUUUUGCAGUGGAUAAUUGGACUAUGUAUGUACAUGUUACCAUACGCUAGAGUAGAAACAAGAAAAGAAAAUCUCCCAUGGCACAUAUCAGGUGGUAGAGCAAUAUUCUACAUGACAAUUGUUGCAGCUUUGACUGGAUUAAUGCAAAAAUCCACAUGGAUGCAACUCCCAUUAUUUUCUGGAGAAUCACUUUUGAUUAAUUUCCUUGCAAUACUCACACUCCUUUUUGGAGUCACUGUUGAUAUGUCUGUUGCUCUUGCACGUUGUGCUAAAUAAUAAUUAUUUCUAAGAUUUAUUGGUCAAUUAAUUAAUUGUAAUAAACAAUUUUAGCACAUGUGUCCGCGCUUCGCGCGGUCCUUAGAAAUUAUAUUAUAAAAUGCAAAUAGUCAUAAUAUUUGUAAUAAAAAUAUUCAUCUUUACUCUUCAUCAA
Lycium barbarum (goji berry) is the source of this 965-nucleotide messenger RNA. Its product is annotated as probable transmembrane ascorbate ferrireductase 3. Bases 134 to 811 code for a protein of 225 amino acids. The record is from RefSeq and is a predicted model, not a curated record. Gene Ontology annotation, molecular function: oxidoreductase activity. The transcript is spliced from 4 exons. Lineage: Eukaryota; Viridiplantae; Streptophyta; Magnoliopsida; Solanales; Solanaceae.